UACAUGUCAUAUAAAAGUGAUGCAAAUGAGCGGCUGAGCGCUUACCUUCGUCUCCAUGGUAAUACAAAGUGAAACAUAUCCAUAACCUGAAGAAACAUGGAAUUGUGCGAAUAGAACUACAGUUCUCAGUAUCAUUCUUUAUUGUGUUUUAAAAAUAAUGACUGCAGAAAACUGUGAGGAGUCUAUGCGAGAAACUGCAUUACGGCUCGCUAUAGAAGAAGAAAAUAGACGCAAGACAGAUCCAAAUGAAACUCACGAACGAUCGAUUAUUAUCCUUGGCAGCAAGGGAGUUGGUAAAACAACAAUGGUGUAUCGAUUUCUUGAAAAAGAUGAAAGACCAAAACCAACUAUAGCAAUGGAUUAUUCAUUUGGUCGCAAAACUGUAAAAAGUUUAGUGAAAAAUAUAGUGCACGUGUGGGAAGUGGGUUAUUUGGCUUCUUCUUUGGUAUCUGUUGCGAUGACAGGUUCUACAUUAACACAUUCCCCUCAUCACACCGUGUUAUUAAUAAUGCUAGAUUUAUCGCGACCAGAAGAAUUAUGGUCUUCCUUCGAGGAGGCUCUUUCUGUAAUACGAAAUGGUUUGAAAAUGAGUUACGACACUAACACGAUUCAAGAAUUACGGGAUAAAAGGGCAGCAGAUAGAAAAAAAGAAUUGGAACGUGGAGUUGAUCCGUUUUUAAUGAAAAUGUGUAUUAUAGGUGGACGAUAUGAUGAAUUUAAGGAAUUUGAUUUGAGUAAAAAAGAAUUUAUUGGAAAGAUAUUGAGAGCGAUAGCUCAUAAUCUAGAUGCGAGCCUUUAUUAUUAUUCCUCUAAAGAUAAAUUUCUCGUACGACGACUUAAAGAUUUAUUAUCUCAUUAUGGAUUUGGUUCUUCAUUUAUGGAGGAUAAGUGUACGGAUUGUGAGAAACCGUUAAUGAUGCCGGCGGGUAUGGAUUCUUUCGGACGAAUCGAUUUGCAAUUCCCUCAAACGAGACCAUCGGCAAUUUUAGAUACUAUCAAACAGAUCUACGUCUCACGUAUACCGCAAGUGUCGAGGAGUGACGAAAGUACUUUGGAGGAUCCCAGUAAUGAUCCUAACUUUAAUGAGCCUAUUAUCGAUAGAUUGAGAAUGCAGCGGGAAGAGGAGAUCAGUGUACUGCUGAAUGAUAUGAUGGAAGGCCGUAUGUCAAAAAUUCCUGUGCCCGAUCCAAUUUAGAGAGUAUGAAGUUUUAGAGAGUAUAUUUUAUGUAUC
Mycetomoellerius zeteki is the source of this 1231-nucleotide messenger RNA. RefSeq names its product cytoplasmic dynein 2 light intermediate chain 1. Gene Ontology annotation, molecular function: dynein heavy chain binding. Gene Ontology annotation, cellular component: cytoplasmic dynein complex; ciliary basal body; axoneme. The record is from RefSeq and is a predicted model, not a curated record. The coding region runs from base 158 to 1195 and encodes 345 amino acids. The transcript has 7 exons. Gene Ontology annotation, biological process: intraciliary transport involved in cilium assembly; intraciliary retrograde transport. NCBI's taxonomy places the organism in Eukaryota, Metazoa, Arthropoda, Insecta, Hymenoptera, Formicidae.